UCUAAUGUACCUAUUCGGUAACCUGAUAAAAUUAGUAAUAGUCCUCUUAUAGCAAAGUAAAAUAAUUGGUAAAGUACCGAAAAUAAGAAAUGAAUAAUUAUUGUUAUCAAUUGGUGAUACAUCGCUGAAGAUUAUUUAGUGCGCACAAAGCUGUAACAGUACUUGGCCAAAAAAAAAAAACAACCAGAUCGACGAUUAGAAAUAAAUUUCUAAUAUGGCUGAAGCUGAACAGAGCGAUAAAAAUAUCCCUGCAUCCCACAGAAGACCAUAUCAUCAAAAUAGACCAGGUUCUUCAUACAGAGGAAGGGGCAGGGCUAAUGCUAGUGUAAGCAAAGCUCUCCAUUUUUUCGGGGUGAGGGACCUCAGAGAAAUUCUCGAUCGGAAGCAUCAAGAUGAGGAUCAGACUAAAAGUGGACCCCCUCCAGAUCCUUCAUACAAUUAUUUGAAAGAUCCUUCGAGGGAAAAUGCGAAUGAACACCAGAGCCACAGAUAUAGGGAGAGAAUAUCAGGUGAUACUUACCCAAGAGGACAUUACUUCAGAGGAUCAAGAGGAAGAGGUAGGGGUGGUGGUUCAUUUAGGGAAAACCGACAAUAUGAAUCGGAUAAACCCUCUUUCAUACAGAAUCCAGUAAACAUAAAAGUUGAGGUGAUUGCCUCUACCGGAGAGAGGAACUGUCAGUUAGACGAAGAAACUAAAAUAGCAGAUAUUAAACACAUUCCCAACUACAAAUUGAAGGAUUUGAGACCUAGGAAUGAAGAUGGUGCUGGGAGAGAUUUCAACGAUAGGUACGGAUAUGAGCGGGGUAGGGGCAGGGGACAAAGGGGUAGACGAGGCAGAGGUAGAGGUGAAAGAGGAAGAGGGAGAGGACAAGGCAGACAACCAAACAGAAACAACGAAAGUGAUCAAUUGCAACAACAAACCAGCAAAAAUGCUUCCAAAGAGAAAUCUGCAGAUACUCCUGUUGAAAAUGAAGAAGGAAAAGAAAGCGGGGAAAAUCACGAGGAAGAUUAUACAGAAGAUCCAGAACAGGAAGAUGAGGGCCCGGAGCAAUACUAUGAAGGUGAAGAAGAAUCUUGGGAAGUAAACGAACAAAACCAGUCCCUUGACGAAGCUGCUGGACAAGUAGACAUAAAACUAGAUGAAAAUUUGGUCGUAACGUCUUCAGAAAAUGAAGAAAAGCGUAAAAGAACAGUUCAGUUUAAACUCGACGAUACGCGAAGUGACCAGGCAGCGAAGGAAGAUUUAAAAAAAGAGGAAAGAGAUGUUAAAAAGGACACACCUCUAAAGGAAGAGGAUAAAAAACUUGAUAAGUAGAAACGAUUUUGCUCUUUAGAUUUUGCUCUUUUGCUGAAAUAUUUUGUUUUACUUAAUUCAUAUAUUUUAUUGUGAUGUAUUUAUGUUUUUAUAUUGCGCUUUUAUCUUUACGAACUUAUUUAAUUUUUUAUUUUACAAUAUUUUACGAGCAUACAGACUAAAUGAAAUGUAUCGGUUGAGAAAAAUGGAAGGAGAAAUAGUAUGGUUAUACUGAUAAGUAAAGUAUAAAUAACGACAGUACCGGUGGUCGCUAGUGAAAUUCAAAAAAUCAUAUUUUGACCGCCUCCAAUUUAAUUUUUGUUUCUUAAAAUUUUAAAAUUUUUCCAUUACGAAAAUUCUCUAAUAGGCCUAGAAACCAUCUAAAAAACAAUGUGGAUCCCACGCUUCAUUAUCAGAAUAUGACCGUGUUCAUUUUCACCAGCUGCUACUGCAGUACAGGAUAUUAAGAAAAGGAAAAUAUAAAAAAAAAUAUAAAAACUUAUUCUUCUUUGAAAAGCAAAAAAAAAUUUGAAAAAAAGUUUUUCUAGUGCUCAUUUAGAGUAAAAAUAUGCAAACAAAAUGUGUUGAAAUGUGAGUUACAAAGAUUGAAUCGUUUAGACAUGACUUGGUUCACUUUUUGUUAACUCUCAUGUAAGUAAUUUUUCGAGUUUGCUUUGUUAUUAAGAGACUAAGACUAAAAUACGUAAUGUUUUGUGUAGUUUUUAAAAGUCUGAUUCGGACAACUAAUAAGAGCUUAAUAAUUGCCUUUAAAAUGUGCUUUAUCAACGAGAGGAAACUGUUAAGUGGAUAACAUUAUUUAUAAUGAAUUUAUUUAUGUAUACAAUUUAUUAUUCUAUUAUU
This is a messenger RNA of Anoplophora glabripennis (Asian longhorned beetle), 2155 nucleotides long. RefSeq names its product plasminogen activator inhibitor 1 RNA-binding protein-like. The transcript has 4 exons. NCBI's taxonomy places the organism in Eukaryota, Metazoa, Arthropoda, Insecta, Coleoptera, Cerambycidae. The record is from RefSeq and is a predicted model, not a curated record. Bases 215 to 1315 code for a protein of 366 amino acids.